Paramecium pentaurelia is the source of this 617-nucleotide messenger RNA. NCBI's taxonomy places the organism in Eukaryota, Ciliophora, Oligohymenophorea, Peniculida, Parameciidae. The record is from the annotation of a GenBank genome assembly.
AUGAAAACUUUAUUAUCUCAGGCAGUUAUGAUUCAUCUAUUAAAUUUUGGAAUAAAUAAAAUGGAUGAUUGUGCUAAUAAACUAUUAAAGAUCAUACUAAUUAUGUCUAUUCAUUAAGUUUAAAUGAAAAGUAAGAUAAAUUGAUCUCUUGUUCACUUGAUUCAUAAAUAUUCGUAAUUGAAUAUUCUUAGAAUGAUUAGAAAUGGAAUGUAAGUUAAAGGAUAAAAGUAGAAUAACAUGGACGUCGAUUAAGCUUUAUAAAUAAUAAUUAAUUCACAUUUUAACCUUAUAUUCAAGAAUAAAUGCAUUUAUAUUAGAUAAAUAGUAGAAAUCAAUAAUAUUUUAAGUCAAAGCAAAUUACUGUAAAAUCUGGUUCACUUUGUUGUAUUAAUCAAUUUCCAUAAUAAUAUUUAAAAUGUAAAUGUCUUUUAGUGAAUAAAAAUAGUUACCAUAUCAACUUAAUAAGAAAGUUAGAAAACGGAGAUUUUGUGACUGAAUAAAAUAUUCAAUUUGAUCAUCCUCAUAUUUUUGGUUAAUUAAGUGAUGAUGGUGAAUAUUUAAUCACUUGGGAUUAGAAAUCAAAAGAAAUACAAAUUAGAAAAUGCAAGGAAUUAUGA